Messenger RNA from Musca domestica (house fly), 742 nucleotides. Its product is annotated as basic salivary proline-rich protein 1-like. The transcript has 2 exons. Lineage: Eukaryota; Metazoa; Arthropoda; Insecta; Diptera; Muscidae. Bases 20 to 670 code for a protein of 216 amino acids. The record is from RefSeq and is a predicted model, not a curated record.
AAUCCAUACACAACACAAAAUGACAUUCAACAAAAUAGGACUGGUAAAAUAUCCAUAUAAAUACAGCAGAAAACUGUAUUUUUUUAACACUAUCGAAAUGAAACUUUUUGUAGUCAUAGGGGUGUUAGCCCUUUUGGCUGUGGGUCAAGCCCAAGAAGAAGGUGCUGAAACAACUACUGUUGAUCCCACAGAAGAUGAUGGAGAAACGUCAUCUCCCCCACCACCACCUCCACCACCAUCUAAAAGGCCAGGACCACCUGGACCUCCUGGACACCACAGACCGCAUGGUCCUCCCGAGCAUCAUAGACCACAUGGUCCUCCGGAACAUCAAGGACCACAUGGUCCUCUAGGAAAUAGGAUUCCCGGACCACCUGGUCGUCCUUUCAGACCAGAACAUGGAGAACCUGGACCUUUUGGAGGACCAGGACAUAGAGUUCAAGGAUUAUUUGAAGAGUUGAGAAAUAGGCCAGCACAAGGAUCACGUCCUGGUCCGUUUGGAAGCCGAUAUGAAAAUGAACGUCCUAGUGAGAGUCAUCAUUUCCCCAAACGUUUACCAGUUCUCUUUGAUUUUGGAUCUGGCAAUGAUUUUGGCGUCGGGAACAUAUUUGGCGGAAGAGAUGGUAAACUACCAACAACAACAACAACAACUACCGCAGAUCCUGGAUACUGAUUUUUAAUUACGUAAAAUAAAUCAUAUUCAUGAAAUUCAAUAAAAAUGUUGACAUAUUUUAGACAGCAAAUA